AUGAAAACCGCAGUGGCCGAAGCUGGGCUCACGGCCGAGUGGCGUGUAGUUCCUUCGAGCGGCUUGUCGACUUCGGUGUUGGCUGUUGCAGCCCAUGGAAACCUCUUUUCCUCCACGCUGCUGAGAACUAGAGGACGAAAACGAAGCUUUGUGCCUGAAGAAGAAAAACCUGAGGAACGGAUUCCCAGAGAAAGAAGACAACGACAGUCCGUUCUACAAAAGAAGCCCAAAUCGGAGGAUUUAAGGACUGAAUGUGCUACCUGCAAAGGGACUGGAGACAAUGAAAAUCUAGUCAGGUGUGACGAAUGCAGGCUGUGCUACCAUUUUGGCUGUCUAGACCCUCCCUUGAAAAAGUCCCCUAAACAGACUGGCUAUGGAUGGAUUUGUCAGGAAUGUGACUCUACGUCCUCCAAA
Messenger RNA from Leptosomus discolor (cuckoo roller), 414 nucleotides. NCBI's taxonomy places the organism in Eukaryota, Metazoa, Chordata, Aves, Leptosomiformes, Leptosomidae. The record is from RefSeq and is a predicted model, not a curated record.